Molecule: messenger RNA, 2462 nt
Organism: Talaromyces proteolyticus
Lineage: Eukaryota; Fungi; Ascomycota; Eurotiomycetes; Eurotiales; Trichocomaceae
Product: fungal-specific transcription factor domain-containing protein
Exons: 5
Coding region: 135-2165 (676 amino acids)
Biological process (GO): DNA-templated transcription; regulation of DNA-templated transcription
Molecular function (GO): DNA-binding transcription factor activity, RNA polymerase II-specific; zinc ion binding; DNA binding
Source: RefSeq, a predicted model, not a curated record
CGCGGCUUGCUCCGCCCAUCGCUGGCUGGCAGGCAACAUCACCGCGCAAUUAUUAUUGUUCUCACCUGCCUGGGGUAAAUCGUAGAUGCGAUUAAACUUGUGUGUUCUAUCGCAAUGUUCCUACAUCCUCUACGAUGACCAGAUCGUUGUCGCCACAAACUGAUAGCCGCAGUGUCGAAAGGCUGCCCCCUAACAAGCGGCGCCACAAGGUCCCGGCCUCAAAUCGCCGCCGUGUGGUUUGCGCUUGUAAUUCGUGUAACGUAAGACGUAUAAAAUGCAGCGGAGGACGGCCCUGUGAAGCCUGUGCCCGAAAUUCUCGAGAAUGCAUGUAUCCAGCAACUGGGGAGAGAAUAUACGUCUCCAAAGACGAGUACGAAGCUCUCAAAACAGAUUGUGCUGUUCUGAACCGGUGCUUGGAAGAAAGCGUGCCUUCGUCAGUGAAACGGGAAUCUCUGGUGCAGAAAUGGAGAGAUGCAAUGUCCCACCCUUCUUCCGACAAAUCUGAAGAUGAUCACGAACCUAGUGAUCAUCAUGAUCUUCCCCAAGGUCGCGUGCUAAGAUAUUCAGAUAAUUACGCAAGAUUUCACGGAGCGUGUGCCGGGGGUGUCUGGAUUGACCAGCUUCGUAGCUUGGUCCGCUUACUGGAUUCGAGACUUGAUAUGUCUACAUCAUCUUUCGGAUCUCACUAUGGACGUAUCCACACUUACGACUCCAGGCCAAUCGCAACUCAUCAGGUGAAUGCCUUGGAUUUGCCGCAAAUUGAUGAGAUUACUGGCCUGCUUAGUGCAUUCUGGGGGUAUACAGAAGAUAGAAACGAUCCAUACGGUUGCGGUGGUAUCUAUUUCUGGGGUAGUCUAAAUGAUAUACUUCGAUACGCUGGUGAUGCAGCCGAAGGAGUCGCGACAACGGGGCUUUGCCUGCUUAAUGCAACUCUGGCACUGGCAUGCCAGUUUGAUUGCUUCCCAGCACAGCAAGGAGAGCAUAGCCCAGGCGAAACAUUUUUCGCUAGGGCAAAAAUGCUCUUGGGAAAUGUCUUGUGUAACUCGACGACUACUACCAUGCAAGCAUUGACUUUUAUGAGCUACUAUCUUUUGGGCACUGGCCGUAGAGACACGGCUUAUACUUAUAUAUGUGCCGCUAUGAGGAUUGCAAUUCUACAUGGCUUUCAUGAAGGCUGGGUUGCAAAUGAGAGGCAGAGAAGAGAAUUCUGGAAUAUGUUCAUUCUUGAUCGCUGGGUAAGCUGUCUUACUGGGAGACCUUCAAGUAUCAAGAAUGAAUCAUUAAGUAUUGGUCUUCCAGAAAGGGUCACAGGAAGGGAUGAAGAUCUUCCGCCUCCCGAUGGUCUCAGAGCUCAUGUCAAGCUGGCCUUGAUCAUGGGGGACGUCACAUCAAAGAUUUACGGCUCCAAUUCUCGGAAAGCGGGACUUCCAACAAUCGUCGCACAUAUUAAUGAGUGUUUAGCGAGACUCACAGAUUGGGCAGAUUCUUUGCCCACAAGCUUGAGAAUCACUAUGUCUCCAAGCACGGAGAACCCGAAUAAAAUCAUCCUUCAUCUAAUCUAUAAUCAGCUUGUCCUAUUAUGUACCCGACCUCUCCUUUUCCUAGCCGUGAAGACGAGACUUUCUUUCUACUUGGUCGACAGCACAAUCAACCGACGAUUGCAAUUUCCAGACAAUCUUGUCAGAAGAUGCGUCGACGCCGCGCGUCAAAAUGCAUCGCUUAUCUGUGGGCUGGUCGAAUCACGGCCAGCGGUCAUGAUGCUAACUUUACGCUACCACUACUCCUUCAAUGCUGCCACAGUUCUAGAACUAACCCUCCUACUACCCCAACACAUGCAACCCGAGGACAUCCAGCUCAUCGAGAACGUGCUAGAAGAUCUCAAAAACCCCGGUCAGAGCGAGAACGAAUGCUCUCUGGAUUGCGCCAAAAUGGUAGCAGAGUUCUACGCAGUUGUGGAGCGGUUCCGAAAUUUGACACUCAUGUCAUCUGACUCUCCGGAUUCGCAUGCGUCGUCUGACAGUCAGACAACCUCGAUCACUUCCAGCAGGGUGCUUUCGGCCGUUGAGCUAUCCACUACUUACCUCCCGGAAAUCACCCUGCGGCCCGAUGACCCGCAUCGAGGCUCCCUCUGGCAAUCCCACGAUAAGCGGGGCCUAAGUUAUUAGAUAUUCAAACUGAGUCUGGCUCUGAGUCAGCAGAGCCUCACCUAUAUGCAGUAUACACUCAGCUGCAAUCAUGUUAAUAGUAUUUUUUUUUGGGCAUUUCUAACGCGUAAGUGAUGCGGAUAAGGGAUAGGUAGGGGCCAAAAAGGCGCCUAAAUACGAGAUUGACAUUUUGGACCGGAUUACAAAGCAGUCAAGAACAUAACAAACAACCUUCGAUCCUUCUCGUACAGGUUAAGCAUGACUAGACGAUGACGCGGAUUAUUAAUAUAUUAUAGUUUAUCAUAUAUUAAUUUUUAU